This is a messenger RNA of Triticum dicoccoides, 933 nucleotides long. RefSeq lists its product as uncharacterized. The transcript is spliced from 6 exons. Bases 352 to 933 code for a protein of 193 amino acids. The record is from RefSeq and is a predicted model, not a curated record. Lineage: Eukaryota; Viridiplantae; Streptophyta; Magnoliopsida; Poales; Poaceae.
CUCUCCCCUCCAGCCGAUGAGUCGCGCCCCAGCCUCACAACUCCCGCCGUCACGCCACCUCGGCAGCCACCUCCUUCCCCAGCGCGCCCCCACCCGGCCACUCCCCCAGGGCGCCAUCGACCGGCCCCUCCCCUAGGGCACCGCCGACCGGCCCCUCCCCGAGCGGGCCGCCGGCUGCGCCAUCUACCCCAGCGCGCCGCCGCCGGCCACCUCUCCCAGUGCGCCACCACUGGCCCCCUCUACCAGUGCGUCAUCGAGCGACCCCUAGACGGUGCAACUCCGGCUGCACCAUGUCUUCGAGAUGCUCCAUCAGCUCCUCCUCCUCCCUCCAGCACGCCGCCCUGCCCCACGAUGGCUCCUCACCUCCACCACGGGAUCCUGGCCCGGCAGGCUCCCCGGAGCGUGUCUCGCCAGGCCGCCUCCUGGCAGGAUCUGCUGCCUCGGUUUCAUCAAUCGUCGUUCGCCUCUCCACCAUGUCUCCUCUCCCAACCCCUAUCCAGUUACAGCAACCUCCGCCAGGUGUGCGUCGGUCUCGCCGUGCCAUGUGGAAAAUGUGAGAGCCUGAUCCUGCUUGCUGCAUGCUCACCGCGACCACAAGAAUUGUUGAACUGCGAACGCUGCGCCAGAUUGAUGCCUUCGUCUAUGCUUGUAUCUGUUCAAUGGAUUCCAAAAAAGAAAAAACUGCGGCUGGGAGACGAGUCAGCUUCCUGUACUGUUGUGCCACGAGCAGUGAACGACCCCGACCACUGGUACCACUGCUUCCCAACCUCCCGCUUGCCAUGUUGCCCAUCCCUUCGACCUCACCACUGCCGUCUAUCUGCCCACUUCCCCGUCCUGAAUCGCCUCCUCAAGCUCUUCGACGAUAACUGGGCGCCCAUCAAGGACAAGAGCUACAACAUCCUUGUUGACACCACUAGAUGGCAAAAGCAAUGA